AUGUUUACAUCGGCAAACCACGCCAAAUCUAUCCUGGUAUCAAGCCAUUAUAUCUGUCAGUUCACUGUAGUAAAAAAUGAAAUCUUUAUUGGUUAUGAGGAUAAGAAGCCCAACAGACUGGGAAUUCUGUCCCCACCUGCAAAAGAAACAUUAGAAUGCAAGAAGAAUGAAACUUCUGGAUGUCAGCCGUGUGUCGCGGAAAAGACGUGCCAAGCAAGCCCCGAGGACACAGUAUCUUCUUGUAAAACGGAGUGCAAAGUCACUUGCGUUUGCUUGAACACUCACGUUAGAGGUCCUGAGGGCAACUGUAUUCUUCGAGCGGAGUGUCCAAAGCAAUGA
This is a messenger RNA of Cylicocyclus nassatus, 339 nucleotides long. The record is from the annotation of a GenBank genome assembly. NCBI's taxonomy places the organism in Eukaryota, Metazoa, Nematoda, Chromadorea, Rhabditida, Strongylidae.